AGCAGAAGUCUUUUCGCUCUCCGGCAAGGUCAACAAAACCUAGGAAUAAAUUUAAAUUCUUUCUUAAAAUGGCUAAUGUAUUUCGAAAAUGUUUGUCCAAAUCACGAAUUACUUCUCUGAAGAAUUCUCCUGUCUUUCAAUUUGUUCGUAAUGAGUCCAAUGUUCGCACUGUAACUCUCAUACCUGGAGAUGGUAUUGGACCAGAGAUAUCAGUUGCUGUGCAGAAGAUAUUUGAAGCAGCAAAAGUUCCAAUUCAGUGGGAAGUAGAAGAUGUUACACCUGUUAAACAGCCAGACGGAAAAAUGGGAAUCCCUCAAAGAGCUAUUGAUUCCAUAAAUAAGAAUACAAUUGGACUGAAAGGACCUCUGGCUACACCUAUUGGCAAAGGACAUAGGUCUUUAAAUUUGGCUAUCAGGCAAGCGUUUCAUCUAUAUGCAAAUGUACGUCCCUGCCGCUCCAUAAAUGGUGUUGAAACUUUAUAUAAUGAUGUGGAUGUUGUUACUAUUAGAGAGAACACAGAAGGCGAAUACAGUGGCAUUGAACAUGAAAUUGUGCCUGGAGUUGUUCAAAGUAUAAAACUUAUAACAGAAAAUGCAUCUCAUCGCGUAGCUGAAUAUGCCUUUGAAUAUGCUUCUCAAAACAAUAGAAAAACUGUGACUGCUGUGCAUAAAGCAAAUAUAAUGAGAAUGUCUGAUGGUUUAUUUCUUCAAUGCUGUCGAAAAGUUGCUGAACAACACCCUAAUAUCAAAUAUGAAGAAAUGUAUCUAGAUACUGUGUGUCUAAAUAUGGUUCAAGAUCCUGCAAAGUUUGAUGUCUUAGUAAUGCCAAACUUAUAUGGAGAUAUUUUAAGUGAUCUGUGUGCUGGACUUAUUGGAGGUUUAGGUGUUACUCCGAGUGGAAACAUUGGAAAAGGAGGUGCUGUAUUUGAAUCUGUGCAUGGAACUGCACCAGAUAUUGCUGGACAAGAUAAAGCUAAUCCAACUGCUCUGUUGUUAAGUGCAAUAAUGAUGUUACGUCACAUGAAUCUUGGCAGCUAUGCUGAUAAAAUUUCCCAAGCAUGUUUUGACACUAUAAAAGAAGGCAAGGUAAGAACAGCAGAUUUGGGUGGAAAAGCAAAGUGUUCUGAAUUCACAGAAGAAAUAUGUACGAAAAUAUGUGCAUUAUAAUUUAGAAGUGACAUAAAAUAGCAAAUACAUAGUGAGACAUUGUUUAUGAGUCUAACAUCAAAAUGUUGUAUGGUUGUAGCAUAGAACCAAAAGAUUUCUUUCUUCUAACUAGUGUUCAAGAAAUUUAGAGCUUGCAAGAGCAUACUUUGUUUUCUGAACAUCAUGGAAUUUUCCUUUAAUGGUGGAAUAAUGAACGAGGAUUUAUUGUUUAUUCUUUUGAAACAAAUACUGCAGUAAAUGAAAUUUUAAUUAUGUCCUUCCUUCUUUAAAAGUUUAACAAUUCUGCAAUGGAAGAAGUUUAUUAAAUUUUAGUCAUAUUUUGUAUUAACUUGAUGUGUCAAAAGAAACCCCCCCCCCCCAAAAAAAAAAAAGAUCCAUGUUUCAAAAGAUAUUUUAUGUCAAUCAUAAGUGAGAAAUUUAAGCUUAAAAUCUAGUCUUUUACUUUAUUUUUCAAAACUAUAUUUUAAUUGUAUGUGUUAUUGUUUCAUAAAAUUACUACAAAUGAAGAUUAACAAACAUGGCAUUGAUUCACCCAUUGAAUUGUAUUUCAGUGCAUUCUAAGAACCUAAUGCAUUUACUUUCAAUAAGUGGUUGAUUAUAUUGUAAGCUUUCAUCUCAUCCCCUCACCUACAUUUUAAAUUUGGUAUUUAAAGAACACUGCCCUUUUUAUUUUUAUUUUUUUUUAUUUAUUGAUUUAUUAUUAUUAUUUUUAAUUUUGGAAUUGAAUUAAGUGGACUCUCAUCAAUAAUUACUGUCUAAAGCAGAACAGUUGAUCCUGAAAUAGCAAUGUGCUAAUUGAUGUCAUACAAUCAAAGCAAGUCAAUGAAUGUUUCAGACAAACUCGUCCUUCCUUAUUGCAAAAUCAAAUGUCUGUGACAUUUAAAAAAAAAAAAAAAUUGUGAAUUAAAUAAAGUUUAACUAAAAGUCUGCUAAGAGUAACAAAUACACAGCCUUUUAUAUUUAUAGAUAUAAGUAGAAAUUCUCAAACUUUUUAAACAAUGAGCAGAUUUAAACUGCUUUGCAACUAAAUCUUGCAAAUUCUAUUUUAUUUCAUGAAUAAAAGAAAAAAAAAUAUCAAAAAUUAAAAGUGCUUGAAUCUUGAAGCAUGUUACUUCAUGGCAAUUUUAUCAUUGCACAAAACAGUAAAACAGGACCCUAAACACUGUGCAAGAGCACUUUAGAAAUUUCACAUAUAAUUCUAAUAGUUUUCAUUUGAUUUACUCAUUAAAAUCAGUAUGUAGUAUCAGUUAUGUUACAGUAAAAAACUUGUGAGACAGAAACAUUUUUGUUCAAGAGCAAUUUUAUGUUUUGUUUCCAAAAAAAAAAAAAAAAAAAAACUGCUGAAACUUGUUUAAUAUACUUAAUGCUUGACGGAAAUACAGAACUUAAAUGCUUUUGUAAUUGGUUGAAAUUAUUUGUUUAAAGCUGCAACACAUUUUCAAAGUGCUUGUCCUUCUCUUUUCUUUUCACAUUAUUGCGAACUGACUUGAAAUCUACUUAUGAGAGGUCACUGCAUUUAAUCCUAUGAAUAAAAUUAAUAAGAUCAGUAACAAUAUUUGUUUAAAAUUGACAUUUUUGUAAAAGUGUCCUACCAAUGUUAUCUGAAUGAUUAUAUUGUUCAAACAAAAACUCAUUAAUUAUUGAUAUUUCAUUUUUAAAUAUUUAUUAAAAUGUGAACUUAUGAGAGCUUUUCUGUUUUAUCUGUACUGUAUUUUAAAAUAAACAUCACUGUUAUCUGUA
Molecule: messenger RNA, 2906 nt
Organism: Uloborus diversus
Lineage: Eukaryota; Metazoa; Arthropoda; Arachnida; Araneae; Uloboridae
Gene: Idh3a
Product: probable isocitrate dehydrogenase [NAD] subunit alpha, mitochondrial
Exons: 10
Coding region: 69-1166 (365 amino acids)
Biological process (GO): tricarboxylic acid cycle; isocitrate metabolic process
Cellular component (GO): mitochondrion
Molecular function (GO): isocitrate dehydrogenase (NAD+) activity; magnesium ion binding; NAD binding
Source: RefSeq, a predicted model, not a curated record